GGUAAAGCAUUUUCGGGUGCGAGAUUUUACUGAUUCAGGGCUGCCUGAGACUAUAAAGACCGGCUCUUCGGCCAUCAGGAUUAGCCAAGGUUGAAACAACGAGCGAUUUUCUGUGAACAAGAGAGAAUGCUGAACCUCACUCCCAUUUUACUCAGUCUCUUGGCACUGUCUGAUCCGUGUCAGGCGACAAAAGAACGGUGUGCGUCGUUCUUCGCUGGUCAGCGAUACACCCCUGUCAAGGAGACAGGAAGCAGUUGCAAAGAACUUUGCGAACCCCAUUUAGCAUACUGGGCAACAUUGGAUGCGAAUCUUGCAUUGUACUACAAGUCAGAAUCACCCUGCGUAAAGGCGUAUGAAGGAGUUUGCGCAUUUAAGCGCAUGGUUGACUUCACUGACAACUCCGGUGUUGCCAAAUGCGACUGCCUGUCUGCCUUGGUCUUCAUGAGGGUACAGGUGAAGGGUAAUGCUGCCGACGGCUCCAGGUGCGAUGAACAGAAUUUCUUGGAUUUUCUGAACGGGUUAAAGUUCAACAAGACCACGGUCCGCGGCGAAGAAACUGGUUUCGAGGUCAAGGUCCACCAAUCGCCUCUGACCUGCCAGAACCACAAAGGUGACAGUAGCCACUGUGCCUGCCCCAAAGAUGCAAAGCUAUACACAGACACACAACAACCAUCCAAGCUCGGCCAACCGAUGAACAAAUGCACAUGGGAUCUCGAGGACCACGGUGACGCACCUCCAUUCGUCAGCAUUUGAGCCACAUCAAUCUUUGCAUCAAUUCAGUCAAGCACAAAACCGACAAAAAAAUACUGUUCGCCCGAUCGUAGUCUUUUAUAAUUCUCAAGUCUCCUUUUCCUUUAAAUCAUGAG
Molecule: messenger RNA, 866 nt
Organism: Protomyces lactucae-debilis
Lineage: Eukaryota; Fungi; Ascomycota; Taphrinomycetes; Taphrinales; Protomycetaceae
Exons: 1
Coding region: 127-753 (208 amino acids)
Source: RefSeq, a predicted model, not a curated record